This is a messenger RNA of Notodromas monacha, 2220 nucleotides long. Lineage: Eukaryota; Metazoa; Arthropoda; Ostracoda; Podocopida; Cyprididae. The record is from the annotation of a GenBank genome assembly.
AUGCAAGGUUGGUUCCUCAUCAUCGAUGUUCUUGGUCGGUCUUUUAGCCCAGUUUCGGCAGCUUAUAAAGUUCGUUGCUGGGUCAAAUUUUCGAGUUCAGACCAGGAACACGUUGACAUGGUGAGUUUGCUAGCUGACAGCAGUCGUCAUCAGCACCAGCAGGAAAUGCACAACAGACAUGGCGGAGAUUUGCACAAAACUGGGUCGAGUCACGCAGACAGUCAGAGUGUGGGACGGUACCCGGGGUAUGCAGCAGCCCCGGGCCCCUCGUACGGGCCACCUUCAUCAGAACCCGCCACAGGAGGCAUCAGCACCAAUUACUAUCAACAACCCCUUAAUCAUCAUCAGCAGCAGAGUCAUGGACAUUCUGCUCAACAACAUCACUAUGCUUCCAGCAGUGAUACUGCUGCUGGUUAUGAUGACCCAUCUGCCCUCUGGCAAACCUAUGAUCAGAGGUACAAGUGCUACGGAGACGAGUUUUGCGACGUUGUGGACAAUUCGUUGAUGUGCGUGCCGAAUUUCUGCCGGGAUUAUUCGCCGAAAUCCUGCAAACCCGGCUGCGGAGCGACCUUCAAGUUCGGGAACCGAUGUCCGGUUUGUGACCCCAUGUGCACCGAAGGUUCCGGUUCCGAUCGCAAACACCCUUGCGAAAACGUGAUUUGCGGACACCCGAACCAGAUUUGCAUAGAAGACGACGGGAAGGCGAGGUGCCAAAUCGUCCCUGCCAAUUUGUGCGACUCUGUCAAGUGUCCGCUGUUUCAAAAGUGCUACGUUGAAGACCGUGUGCCAUUGUGCAAACCGUUUUGGCAGGGGAGUCCGUUUGGCAACAUUGGCCUCUCAUCAAACCCCAACCUGUUUGCCUUUCAAAACCCAGCCCUGGUCCAGCAACUGGCCCUCCUCAGACUACAACAACAACAACAACAACAGCAAUUCAAUGCAUUCUCUCCCACUUCAUCAGCAGCCUUCCUGACCCAAGGCAGGAGCCCAGCUGCUCAACCCCUGAUUGCCAGUGGGGCCACAGGGCUUGGGGCCACUGCAGGCAACUCCUUGCUGACCCCUGCCAUUUCUCCCCAGUCCACAGCUGGGAUUGUGAAUCCCUUUGCAGGGGUAAAUGCUGCUGCCAUUGCUGGCAGACUGCCUCUGAAUGCUGGAGGAGCUGCAGGGUUUGGAGCUUCUCCUUUGCUAGCUGCAGCUCAUGCAUCUGAACUCUACCAUGUUUCAGAUUCUGCUUCAAAAUCAGAGAGCCAAAACACUCUUGAUUCAGUUUUGGAAUUUUUAAAAAGCCACAAAGAAACCCUGGUGACCAAAUUGGCUGAAAUAGCCCUUCCAGUUACAUUUCCUGGACUCAUGAAGGAGAAUGCACACUCAGAUCACAAGAGGAAAAAGUACCCAAGAACCCCCUUGGCAGAUUUAAACUUUGGUCAUCAGCAUCAAGACCAGCCUAUGGAGGACUGGAUAAGUACCAGUCAUCAACAUCUUUUGCCUGGGGCAAGUAAUUCAGGAGAGGUCAAAAAUGCUGAACAAUCUGAAAAAGUUGAAGGAAUGCUGGCCUUUGUCAAACCUGAAACUCAACAAAAGGAACAUUUGUUGUCCAAUGAAGCCCUAUUGUCCAAUGUGUUCUCUUCUUGGCCUGACCAAAAGUGUGAGGGUCUACACAAGAGUUUAGACUUCCUCCUGAACCCAAAGAAAUAUUUCAUCACCUGCAAACUAAUAAAAUUGCUUCAGCAAGCUCAUCUUUCUGACCCUGAGGUCAAAGCAGAGAAGAAUGGACUAUAUCAAGUGGAUGACCUCCUUGGACCCCCUAUGAUUGCCAUUUUGCAGAAUCCUGAGGGGUCUGCAAGACAUUCAAAGAUAUCCUUGAUCAGCACAUUUGGAAAUCCCAAGAGGUUCAAGCGAUCGGUGAUGGAUCCAUUUGUUUCACGUCUGCGGCAAACAGCGUUGCCAACAGGGAUGUUGCCAACUACAACCACAGUCUGUAGUGGCAGACCCAGAAGCAGAAGAGCCUUCUACAGGGCUGCAAUGCCGCUAAUGUCCUCUUGUAGCUGUGGGCCGUGCUACGGACCCGUGGCUUUCCCGGGCGGACCACAGGUGUCGCUCACAACCUCACCCUCUGCUGCGCAUAACCCCGCUAUGUACCCAAGUAGCUCCUACCAGUACAUGUUUGCUCCUCCUCAGCCUACUGCUGUCUUCAGGGCACCUGGCAAAGUUCCAGUGAGUUGA